Molecule: messenger RNA, 2432 nt
Organism: Nematolebias whitei (Rio pearlfish)
Lineage: Eukaryota; Metazoa; Chordata; Actinopteri; Cyprinodontiformes; Rivulidae
Gene: numbl
Product: NUMB like endocytic adaptor protein
Source: RefSeq, a predicted model, not a curated record
GCGCUCGCUCAGCUCGUCAUCUCUGCAGCUUCUCUCGUCCUGCUGUCUUUCUUGUGUUCGAUGAGCUCUUGGAGCGAGAUGGGGGAGGCCAUCGAGCUCAGUAUCUGGGGUUGGUAGAGGUGGAGGAGUCCAGAGGGAUGCACGUAUGUGAGGAGGCAGUGAAAAAGCUGAAAGUUAGCGGCAAAAAGACGGUAAAAGCCGUGUUGUGGGUUUCAGCAGAUGGACUCAGGGUUGUAGAUGACAAAACCAAGGACCUCAUCGUGGACCAGACCAUAGAGAAGGUUUCAUUCUGCGCUCCUGACCGUAACUACGACAAGGCCUUCUCCUAUAUCUGCAGAGAUGGAACCACCCGACGCUGGAUGUGCCACUGUUUCAUGGCUCUGAAAGACUCUGGGGAGAGGCUGAGCCACGCAGUGGGCUGUGCCUUCGCCGCCUGCCUGGAGAGGAAGCAGCGCAGGGAGAAGGAGUGUGGCGUGACGGCGUCGUUUGAUGCCAGUCGCACCUCGUUUGUGCGUGAAGGCUCUUUCCGCAUCAACUCAUCCUCCAGCCAGCAGGGCAGCAGCAGCGAGCGAGAUGAGAAGCUGCAGGACAAGAAGAAAGAUCUGCCUUCUGCCAUCCCAGCACUCCCACCGGGCGCUGCUUCCCCACCCGAAGGGGCGGCAUCUCCAAUGGAGCGCCCAGAACCAGGCGGCCCUCAUGCCAUCCCUCGCCGCCAUGCGCCCAUUGAGCAGCUGGUGCGCCAGGGAUCCUUCAGGGGAUUUCCAGCUCUGAGCCAGAAGAACUCCCCCUUUAAGAGACAGCUGUCGCUCCGCCUCAACGACCUGCCAUCUACGCUUCAGCGCAAGACAGACUUCGAGGCCAAAAACCCCGUACUAGAGAUGGACAUGGGCCUAUCAGGUGAAGGGGAUAGUAGUAUUAAUGCCCUGUGCUGCCAGAUCAACACAUCCUUUACGAAGCCGUCGGACGAGUUCUUCUCCAACCCGUCGAUGUGUGCCAACGACCCACCUUCUUGCACUGUGCCUCCCAUUCUGCCUCCGCCACCUGCGCCGAUGCACGCUACCUCGACCUGGGUUCAACCAGAAUCUUCCCUCCACUCUCCUCCACCGGUUUCCAUGGCGAUGCAGAGUGGACACAAACGCACUCCUUCAGAGGCUGAGAGGUGGUUGGAGGAAGUAUCUAAGGCCGUCAAAGCCCAACAGACACCCCCUCCAGGCCCCACCAUCCCCACUAUUCCUGGGCCCCCUUCAAUGGCCAGUCACCACAUAUCCACUCAAGCAGCUAUGCCAUCUGCCCCGGUCUCCACAGUCCCCAUGCCCCUUAGCGCCUUGUCCAAACCACUCUCUUGUCAAGUCUCUAUGCCCCUACCACCCAUGUCGCUAUCAUCUGUUCCUCUAAUACCAGGUCCACCAGUGUCAGGUCCCCCAAUGUCUCUUCCAUCCAUGUCCAUCCCCACCAUGUCGGGUCCAAGCAUGUCAGGGGCCCCCAUGAUGCAUCCCUCUUUAGCUGGACCCCCUGGUUCCCUUCCAAGCUCCAUGCAACCAUUCCCUCUGGCUUUUGAUGCCUCCCCAGCUCCUGUAGGAAUGUUUGCCAGCCAGCCGGUCCAACCUGCUUUCCUGCCCAUGCAGACCUACAUGCCUGGUCUGGCCAGCAGUAUGACCUAUCCCAACGCCAGUGUGCCUGUGGUGGGCAUCACGCCAUCACAAAUGGUGGCCAACGCCUUCUGCACCGCCACAAGCUCAUCGGGCACAGCUGGAGCGAUGGGAUCGACUGCAGCAGCAUCCAAAGUGGGAGCUCUAGGAACAGUCGGACAGCACCAUUCCUAUCCAGGAGCACCUGGUGCAUCUGCAGGGUUCCCCACAGCUUCAGUUUCCUCCACCCCACCACUAUCAACAUCCAUCAAUGGCCUCCCACCACACAGCAGCGCUACAACAACCCUCCAGAAUGGGACCGCAGGCUGCACCGGGAGCAGCGGAGGCGGUAGCUGCUGGCCCCCCGAGGGCAGCCAGCUAACAACAGCUAGCAACUCCCAAGACGAUGAUCGUUUUGAAGCCAAGUGGGCAGCACUGGAGACCAAACCAGCACCUCAGGCAGCAGAGAACAAGGCGUCAGCUGCCACCUCCAACCCGUUUUCCAACAAUCUGCAAAAGACCUUUGAAAUUGAGCUCUGAGAUGGAUUCAGGAUCUUAAAGCUCUGGUGUUAAAACCGAUGAAGUCAGGAUCUAAUUUCACAAUUUCUGUUCAAAUGGGAUGCAGUCUGCUUUGACCUUUCAUAGGAGUCAGCGCUGCGACCAUGUUAAUUUCUUUCUUUUUGAUCUCGUGUGUGAUGGAGAACAAAACUACAACCUGAUGGUCUGAACCCCUUGAGUCCUCCUGUUACCUGCCUCUCCUUCCUGAGUUCACGUCUCUGCUCCGGCUUCACGCUUCCUGCCGGA